AAGUGGGGAAUUCACACUAGUGAAACCAGGUUACCCAUUGACAUCGCAUUCGUCCUUAAUUUUACAUGUUAUUGUGUUCGACAUCUAGAUCAAGGUUGUGUUUGUUUUCAGAUUUUCAGCGCAACGAGCGAUUCUAGAAGAGUAGAUAACCCGUUUUUAAAUAAUAGGCAUUUCGACUGCGGCCCAUACGGGUUCACGUGCGAAGGGCAAGCGAAACUGAGACUGUGCGAGGGCCUAAAUCUGUUCGGGCCGUCGUUUCUCUGCCCCCCGGACACAAUAUGCAACGAAGACUCCAGCGAUGUUUGUGAAAACACUAACAACUACAUCGAACCGUCUUUCGGUAAGACGAUACGCUGCCACAGACACGAAAGGAUCGCCGACCCCAACGUACCGGGGUGUAAAGGCUACAUCCUAUGCAUCCCUAACAAGAAUCGUUUCCAAGGCAUCAAAUUCAAGUGUUCGGGGACCACAAUCUUCAACGGUUACACGCGAGCGUGCUCUGCGCCUGACAAAUACAAGUGUCCCAUAGCGAAUACUACUCAAGCGAAAGAUUUUUACAUUGAAAGCAACAGGAGAAUCGAUACUCGCCAUGAUGUUGAAUUCGAGAAUAAGCCAGCACUUCGCCCGAGGCCUUUGUGUAAGAACUAUAAGUUUACAGUGACCCAAGACCAGAGUCCGGCGAAGGCGGCGUACUUCUGCCCGUCGCGGCCGGUGCCGGGCGAGCGCGCCGUGCGCUGCACCGUGUUUUCCAAUCAGUUCUGCAUCACGUUGGAAAGGUACAAUGAGGAUCAGUUCGUUGAAAGCUCACGAGCUGCUUACCGAAGACCGCGGUUCAAUAAUUUCGUAACAGAACUCGAUAAUGAUAUCAAAAAGCCAUUUUAAAUAGGUAUAGUAUAGGUAUACAACUGUGUAUUAUUUUGU
Molecule: messenger RNA, 921 nt
Organism: Cydia amplana
Lineage: Eukaryota; Metazoa; Arthropoda; Insecta; Lepidoptera; Tortricidae
Exons: 1
Cellular component (GO): extracellular region
Molecular function (GO): chitin binding
Source: RefSeq, a predicted model, not a curated record